CGGUUUAGCCCCGCUAUGGUCUCGGCAACAGCGGCUCAGGGAGUAGUACCAGACCACUGUGUUGUGCAGGAACAGGCACGACAUAGCUGAAAACCGCCAGCGGAACAAAUGAAAACGAAAACUACUCUUUCAUGUGGAUUUAUUUUGAGGCGACACACUCUGUCGAAGUAAGACGGUCUUCAAGUGGAAUUGGACCGACUGACGAGGAUUGGGAUAGUAGCUACUCUACGAUAACACCGCCGAAUGGUUUCUCUUGCUCCGCCGCUAAGUUUGCUGGCUAGACGGCCGAUAAUGCACGGCAUCUGCUCUGCAGCCACACCCACUUCCUGCCUGUAGAGGAAGCGGCUGUGCCAGCAUGUCCUCUCAUCCUCAGACUGUGCCACCGAGCCGGAGGACUGUGGACACAAGGCACCUGCCAAACCCUGCCAAUCUACCACUGCAGCUGCAACGGGCACAUACGGAAGUGGGACUGGACUACCAUACUCAUCAUGUCAGGGACUACAGCUCCCACCUGGCCCAGCCACAUCGCCGCCGACCUUCCUUGCUUUCGGAGUUCCAGCCUGGGAAUGAGAGAGGACAAGAGCAGCAUAUCCGGUUUGAGCACAUCUACCUGCCCGAGCCAAGCAGCCAAUCAGAGGUGGAAUAUGCUGAGAUAAAACGGCCUCGUUUAGAGAUGGGACCAGAGUCUCUGAUGAGGCCCUCGUCCCACCGGCCUACCUUGCCCCUGGGAGCGGCUGAGGACAUGGCAAAGGAGCGUGGAAGUGCCAUGGGUAAGCUGGAGCCAAUCUCCCCUGUGAGUCCAGUCCACAUGGACCCAGACUUGGAUCUGGUACCGGCACGCUUCUCAAAGGAGGAGCUAAUCCAGAACAUGGACCGUGUGGACAGGGAGAUCACCAUGGUGGAGCAGCAGAUCUGCAAGCUUCGCAAGAAACAGCAACAGCUGGAGGAGGAGGCUGCAAAGCCCCACGAGCCAGAGCGGCCUAUCUCACCACCACCUAGCGAGGCUAAGCACCGCAGCCUGGUGCAGAUCAUCUACGAUGAGAACAGGAAAAAGGCAGAAGAAGCUCACAGGAUACUGGAGGGACUGGGACCCAGGGUAGAACUGCCUCUGUACAAUCAACCUUCAGAUACCAAGCAGUACCAUGAGAACAUCAAAAUAAACCAGGCGAUGAGGAAGAAGCUCAUCCUGUACUUCAAGAGGAGAAAUCAUGCUCGUAAGCAGUGGGAACAGAAAUUUUGCCAACGUUAUGACCAGUUGAUGGAAGCCUGGGAGAAGAAGGUGGAGCGCAUUGAAAACAACCCGCGACGCCGAGCUAAGGAGAGCAAGGUUCGAGAGUACUACGAGAAACAGUUUCCAGAGAUCCGCAAGCAAAGAGAGCUGCAGGAGCGCAUGCAGAGCCGUGUUGGGCAGCGAGGAGGUGGGUUGACCUCAUCUGCAGCUCGAAGUGAACAUGAGGUCUCUGAAAUCAUUGAUGGAAUAUCAGAACAUGAGAACACAGAGAAGCAAAUGCGACAGCUAGCAGUCAUCCCUCCUAUGCUGUUUGAUGCUGAGCAGCAACGCAUCAAGUUCAUCAACAUGAAUGGACUGAUGGAUGACCCAAUGAAGGUGUACAAGGACCGGCAAGUCAUGAACAUGUGGAGCGAGCAGGAGAAGGACACUUUCAGAGAGAAGUUUAUUCAGCACCCCAAGAACUUUGGUCUGAUUGCGUCGUUUCUAGAGAGAAAGACGGUGGCAGAAUGUGUGCUCUUUUACUAUUUGACCAAAAAGAACGAAAACUAUAAGAACAUAGUGCGGAGGAACUACAGACGCCGGGGAAGAAGCCAGCACGGUCAACAACAACAGCAGCAGCAACAAGUGAACCGCAGCAGCCAGGAAGACAAGGAGAAGGAAGAGAAAGAGAAGGAAGGAGAGAGGGAUGAAGAAAAAAAUGAAGCUGAAGAAAAAGACGAUGGAAUGAAGGACGACACCUCUGGAGAGGAUGCAGAGGAUAAAGAGCCCACAGUGGCUUUUAAGGGUCGACGCACAGCCAACAGCCAGGGGCGCCGCAAGGGCCGCAUCACUCGCUCUAUGACCAGUGAAGUGGAGGAGACAACCACACCACCCAUUAACAAUGAGCUUGCCAAUCUGGAGAUGAAUGAGAGCUCUCGCUGGACUGAAGAAGAGAUGGAAACUGCCAAAAAAGGCCUUCUCCAGUAUGGUAGAAAUUGGUCCGCCAUCGCCAAGAUGGUGGGAUCAAAAACUGUGUCACAAUGCAAGAACUUUUACUUCAACUACAAGAAAAGGCAGAAACUGGAUGAGAUUCUGCAGCAGCAUAAAAUGAAAUCGGAGAGGGGGCGAAAGGCCCGUCGCAGGGGCAAAGCCUCACAGAGUGAGGAGGCCAGUGCUCCAUAUGCGGCUGAGGAGGAGGAGAUGGAGGGUUCAGGGGCCAGUGGCAAUGAAGAGGAAGCACCUGAAGAUGGAGAAGGUGGAGCCAACAACAGCUCUGACACGGAGAGCUUGCCUUCGCCACACUCAUCAGAGGACAGCAAGGCCAAGGAGGAUGGCUCAUGUAGGUCAAAGGGCAGCUCUAACUCUGGAGACAAGGAGGCAGCUGGCUCCGACAUGGGCCAGGCAGGGGAUGAGAAACCUCCAGUUAAAGAAGAUGCAGACGCUGCCAUCAAGCAGGAGAUAAAGACUGAGACAGGGGAGCCCAUUAAGGAUCAGCUGCAACCACCACCUCCCAGCGACUCCACAGACAAAAAACCUCCCACUGCGGACACAGAGGAUGUGAAAAGCUCCACCAAGAGCUCCAAGAAGGACCAUGGGGCCAAAACAGGCUCCCAUGGCGACAGUGACUCUAGUGCCACUUGCAGUGCUGAUGAGGUUGAGGAGACCGACAACACAGAUAAGACCAGAAUGACUUCUCCACGGCCAAGCUUACUAAACUAUGCUCAUGACGGAGUCAUAUCCUCAGCGCUACAGAAGCCCAUGGACCUGAAGCAGCUAAAACAGAGGGCUGCUGCUAUACCACCCAUUAUGCCAGAGGCCUCUGUGCAGGGCAAUCAGCGGAGUGGUGGUAGUGGCAAAGCUGCACUACCUCCCCAUGCCCUGGCUCUGUACCAGCAACAGAUCACCAUGGCUCAUGGGGAGUCCUCUCAGGAGGUCAAACAGCAACAGCUGCAACAGCAGCAGCAGUUUUCAGGCCAGCCAGGAAAACCACAGCCUUAUACCCCACAAGCAGACAGAGACGCUCUUCGCAGUAGCAGUCCUCGUGUCCGACCACGCAGCCCUUCCACCAGCGACAAAGAUGAAAAGUCCCGGGCUUUCUCUCCGCACGGUGAAGCCAAGAAGCAGGCUCUGGGCCCUGAUGACCUGCGGACCUCCAGCUUAGGUCGGCCCGUUAUGUCUCCAUAUCCCAUGUCCCCACGAGACAUGGCCAAGAUCAGUCAUGACCAGCACCUGCUCCACUUCAACUCGUUCCAGCAAACGGGCCACCCGUCUAUCCCUGGUCUGCCACAGGACAGUGGCAGGCUGGCCGCAGUGAGACCCCUUCCAAUGCCAGAGCCCCCACCUCUCAUUUCCUCCACCAAACCAGGGGGCUCCAUCACACAGGGCACCCCAGUGCAGUUGCAUAGCCCAGCCCAUGGGUUGGACCAUGGGAAAGUACCCCCCACACAGAUGGGGUUGUCUUGGAUGGAUCAGAGGAAAGUGGGUUCUUUCCCCGUGAUAAAGCAGGAACAGCUGUCCCCUCGCAGCUCGUCCUCUCAGCCCGAUAACCUGUCAAUACAGGGGCCACCUCAUGAUAGUGCGUCUGGACGAGCUGUACAAGGAGGCAGUAUCACCAAGGGCAUCCCAGGGACCAGAAUGCAUCCAGAUUCCUCAAUAUCCUACCGGGGAGGCUCCAUCACUCAGGGGACACCGGCUGAAGUGCUGUAUAAAGGAACCAUAACUCGUCUGGUCACAGAAGACAGCAGCAGCCGAGCUGAGCGAGAGAGGGAUGAGCCGCUGCCUAAAGGCCAUGUGGUCUACGAGGGUAUCGGUGCCCAUAUCCUCACAUAUGACCGCCCACCUUCUCAGACUCCUAAGGAUGAGGGCAGAGGUUCGGGGCAACCUGGGGAAGUCCUGGGGCUGAAGCGCCCUUAUGAUGUUAUGGAAGGGGCUCCAAGAGGGCUGCCCAUGAGGGAUUCACUGUCUGCUGCCAACUGUGAAGGCCUGAUUGUUAGAGCUAUGCCUCAUGAUAGGGACAGUCCACACCACACAUCUUACAAGGAUGCCCAUCACAUCCGUGGCUCCAUCUCACAAGGUAUACCUCGUCAUCUGGACCCUCAGGAUGGUUACCUGAGGAGGGAGGCGAAACAGAUGAAGAGAGAUGGCUCCCCACCUCGUGGGCCUGGUUCACUUUCGGACCCAUUGAAGGCCAGAGAAUCUAUGGUUCCCACGGUGAAGGAGGCCGGACGUUCAAUCCACCUCAUUCCCAGGGAGGAGCUUAGACAGCCUACCAAGGAAGGCAUCAUAGCACAGGGAUCAUCCAUGAAGCCAGAGCCAGCUGCAUCGGGAAAACGUCAUGAUGUCCGUUCCAUUAUUGCCAGUUCACCACGUUCUUACCACAACACACCCUCUCAUUUGGAGAUGCGUGGGGAAAGAGGCCGCUAUGAGGAGGCACCCAAAGGGCGUCCCAGCGCAGUGGUCAGCACAGCUAGUUCAAUGGCCCGAUCAUCUCCAUUAACACUAGGGUCGGAGCAGGGAGGUAAAGCCCAUCAUAGCCCUGUGGGUUAUGAGGAAAAAGGCACCUUACGGACCCCUUACCCUGGGCCCUCUCAUCGUGGCUCCCCACUGUCUAGAGAAGCAAGCCAAAGGCAGCAUGAUGGUUCCAGUAAGAAUCCCCCUCAGGAGAGGAAAGCCACACCAACCCCCAGGGAGAUGAGCGCCACUAAGUCCCCACUCCCAGGUGUUCCAGACCAACAGACCUAUGAGCGUCUGCUGCAGGGUCUUGGCGCUGCAGACGUGUACCGCCAGAUCCCCUUAGCCUUUGAUCCUGCAGCACUGCCCCGUGGCAUCCCCAUUGACCCAGCCUACUACUUGCCUCGCCCCCUCGCCCCCAACCCUGCAUACCCUCAUCCCUACCCCUACCUCAUUCGUGGCUUUCCAGACACUGCAGCUCUGGAGAACCGCCAGACUCUGCUCAAUGACUACAUCACCUCACAGCAGAUGCACCAGUGGCCUGCAGCUGCUGCAAUGGCUGCCCAACGGUCUGACCUGCUGAGGGGCCUCGCUCCACGAGACCAGCAGCUUCCUCUCCCCUACUCUGCAGCUCCACGUGGGAUCAUCGAUCUAUCUCAGGUGCCACACUUACCUGUCCUGGUCCCUCCCUCUGCAGGGGCAGCCGGUUCCCCAAUGGAUCGCAUCACCUACAUGCCCGGGGGAAGCACCAGCUUCCCUGGCAGGCCUUACAAUACCUCUCCCAUCUCACCCGUUGGUUCUUCACACAUGAACAAGAUGCAAGGCACAUCUUCAUCUUCAGAACGUGAGCGGGAAAGAGACCGUGAGCGUGACAGAGAGAGGGAACGAGACCGGGAGAGAGACCGGGAACGGGAGAGGGAGAGGGAGCGUGAACGGGACCGGGAGAGAGAACGGGAAAGAGAACGGGAGAGAGACCGGGACAGGGAACGGGACAGAGAGCGUGACCGUGAGAAGGGUGGGUCUCAUGGCGUCGUGGAGCAUGCUCCCAUUUGGCGACCAGGUACAGAGCACAGCUCAGCUAGCAGUAGCAGCACACGACCUUCUUCUCAACCUUAUAGCCACCAGCAUUCUCCAGUCUCUCCUCGCACUCAGGAGACUGUGCAGCAGAGACCAAGCGUACUGCACAACACUGGGGGCAAGGCACUGUCUGUCAGUGAACACUCUGGCUCAUCUGUAUUACGGUCCAUGUCCUCAAGCUCAGGGCGCUAUCAAGGUUACCCUGGCCAUCUGAGGACAGGUAUGCCCCCUGAGGCCUAUCCACCUGCCAUGGACUCAAGUAUAGCCAAAGAGCAGAGUCGUGAUGGAAGCAAAAAUAGGGGAGGUCUGCCUAAGCAUGUACAGGAUCAGCAUGGACCCUCCAGUAAAUCUGACCCCAAGUUGUCCAACCUCAGUCCAGGAGGACUAUACCCUGGUUCUUAUCCCUCGGGUUCAAGCCGACCCCAGCAUCUGCUGCCUCCCCAGUCGGAUAAUCCUCCUGGCCGUGGAGAAAGCGGUACACCUAGUAGGGAAAAGACUCAAAACAAACCGAUGUCCAUUCAGGAACAAGAGCUCCGAGCACUCGGUAAGACCACCAUGACUGCGGCCAACUUCAUAAACGCGAUUAUUAUACGUCAAAUUUCAUGUGAAACGGGGAUGCCAGAGACGGGGUCGCUUGUUGCCAACAGCGCCAAUGAUGCUCAACAGAAAAUGGAGCCACUUGGUCUGUACCGUCCUCCAUCUGAGGAGAGGCUGUCCCCUGGCCAACAGCCCCUGUCCCCCUGUGUGAAAGGCAGCCAGAGAGUGGUCACCCUGGCCCAGCACAUAAGUGAGGUAAUAACUAAAGACUACACCAGGCAGAGCCAGCAGCAGCAAAGCUACCAUGGCUCACCGGUCCUGGAUCUAACCCGUCCACCCAGUGCCUCCCAGCCCCCACCCACCUCACAGGAAUCUGCCCAGGGAGGACGCUAUUCAGAGGCUCUUGGAGGCGAACGCAAUAGAGACCGGUCUCCACCUCAGCCCAAGACAUCACCUGUCAGUGUUUCUAAUGAUGGCAUCGAACCAGUUUCUCCUGCUGGAGCCAACUCGGAACCGGAUGUCCAGGGUGGAGCCUCUUACCCCAACGAACAGGCAGAGCAGGGAAUGGGCUCCCGUUCCCCUCCCAAUGCUUCGCAGCCCCCAGCUUUCUUCAGCAAGCUGACGGAGAACACCUCAGCUAUCGUGAAGUCAAAGAAACAGGAGAUGAUCAAGAAGAUGACUGUGGUCGGAAAUGAAAACGAUUUCAAUGCUGGUCAGCCAGGAACAGAAAUCUUCAAUAUGCCAGCGUCUACAGCUGCAGGACCUGUGAGUGUCCGCAGCCAUCCAGCACCAGAGGCUCCUGGAAACUCAAUAGGCUUGGAGGCCAUCAUCAGAAAGGCCUUAAUGGGCAAAUAUGAUGAUCAGUCUGAGGAGCGGGCCCCAUCCAACGCUGGAUCCAGUGUUCCUGCUGCCAUGUCUGUAUCUGAUGGACGUCCAGACGACUGUUUCUCACAAGGUGGGGGAAAGUCCUCAAAGGGCAGUGGACGUUCUAAUGGGCGCAAGGCCAAGUCCCCGGGACCGGGCCUGUCAGGGGGGGAGAGGCCGUCCUCGGUGUCCUCAGUCCACUCUGAGGGAGACUGCAACAGACGAACCCCCCUCACGAACCGUGUGUGGGAAGACCGACCCUCGUCUACAGGUUCAACACCCACUCCCUUCCCGUGUAACCCGUUGAUCAUACGUUUCCCCAGUGGGACGGUGUCUGCUCCGUCUCCCUCCUCCGGUCAGGGGCCUCAAGGUCCGGGUUCAGGUCCUGGACAGGGCCGGUCCUGGGAAGAGGAGCCCAAGCCCCUACUCAUGUCUCAGUAUGAGACCCUGUCUGACAGCGAGUGACCUGACGCGCCGCUGUACAUCAGCACCCGCUAACAGUUGACCACCUCUGUGCUGCUGCAGUCACUCAUCCAAACACACACACAUACACACACACACACGCACAGGCGUUUUUCUGCUGAGGCAUCUGCAAACUUGCCCACACCAUUCCACGUAUUUCCUCCAUCAGUUGUCGGUGAGGAUUGGGUCCUCUCCUGUUUUCACACACCUGAGACGCUGAGCACCAACGAGCUGGAACACUGCUGCUCCAUGUGUGUAUUUGCGCUUACAUGUUAUGCAUUCACUCCAGGACUACUCUUAAGGACAAAUCACUUUUUUUUUUUUUUUAACUUUACUACUUUUCCUCACUGGCCUUAUCAGAAUUGACCCAUUGAGCUGCACCUUUUGGCCGCAGUGCUGUAAUGUGCUCACGCUUCUGCGGACGGUGUUGUGGGUCUGGUCGGGGGCCUGAUGACGGACGCUCUGGCUCUGAGUGCUGGGAGCAGGGGCCCACACAGCCGGGACCCUCUGAGGUUUCUUCACAGUGAACUCCAGGUGCAGGCGGCCUGUGCACUGCUACCACUACAAGAGAAUACGUGCGAGACGAGAGAAGAAUCGAGGCGUGGUUUUGGUUCUAUCUUUUCUCCUUUUAUUUCAGUCAGUCCAGUCUGUGUUUGGAAGGUGAACUGAAUCUUGCGUACAUUUUGAUGGUGAACUUUUGAUGGUGUCAUUUGUUGUCUCUUAUCUGCAAUGAUGUAUCUUUUUUGUUCCUUUUUCUUUUGUUUAUGGCAGGGUCUGGGGGUAAAGAUUGUUCUGUGGGAGGGUCAUAUCAUUGGUUUACAGGGUAAACAUAUUGUUCAUUGCUGAUGUCAUUAUAUAUUAAGGAUGGUCCUGAAGAAUGGCAAAGGCCUGUUGACUUCAGGCAUCCGUAUGUGGAGAUGAUUUGCCAGAUGGAUGGCACUGAGACAAGUGACACUUUCUCACUGUUUUUAUAUUAACCAUGUCUGUGUUUGUUGAACCAGUUUUUGGAUGUUAAGCACUUAGCUGUCGGUCUGUUCACAACGGCAUUUUUAAGAAUCGAUGUUUCCAUGGCAGGUGAAGAAUGGACUCAAGAACAUAGAGCAUAGAAAGCCCACUGUGGAAGUAUCCUCCAACACCUAUCUGUUUAUUCUGGUCUUGCCACCGAUAUUCUUUAGCGCUCCCACUCUCAAAGCGACAAUCACAUUACGGUGAACGAUGAUGAAGCCGCUUCGAGCAGGUGCAGACCAACCUUAAAGCUGCUUAAAGGCAAAUUCCUCAGCAUCCGACGGAGUUUGUGGUGACAAAUAAAGCCAUCUUUCUAUGACCCGUGGUCCAUGGCGGUGGUGGCGGCGGCGGCGGCGGCGGCUUCAGCUGGCCUGCCGGAAUCCCGUCUAGGAGCUGUUGUGACAGUCUGACCUCUGACCUGUUAUGUCUAGAGGAGGAGCUCCAUCCAGGCUCCUCAUCUGGACACAAUUUGUACAGUUAUGAGAUAUUCCUAGUGUUAAGUGCCAUUUAUUUUACAUAUACAGUACUGAAGUUACCAAGUGACGCACAAACUCUAUAGUUCAGCCCCCCCAUGCCAGGGUUUAUACUGUUCAAGCAGGGAAAUUGGAAAACAAAAGCAAACGAAACGUCCUCUUUUUAAAAUUUAUUUUGAGUGUUUUAUUUUUUCUUUUUUUAAAAAAUUGAUCUCAUCACGGCCUUCACUUUUAACUGUUUCUCAUACAUUUUCGCUUCUAAAUACGAUAUCACAGGACACCGGUUUUAAAGGUCUUCUCCAAACUGACAACUGCGACACACUGCAAGUGUACUUCAUUCGCCCUUUGUGUUUGUACGGGUUAGACGAAGUGAAGGGGAAGGUGUUGAGAAGCGUGGCGGUAGUUUUCUGUAACCUCAGUUGCAUUAACGUGUCCUCUGCUUUUACUCGCAGUAUUUUAAAGGUCACCCUGUCGAUAAAUGCUGUGGUGCUGUGAGGUGUUUUCCGGCCUGUGACUCUGUCCUCAGACUGAACGGUCUAGAGCGAUGGCAGUGGCUUUUUUUUGUUUUGUUUUGUUUUUUUUUUGGAAGAGAUAUUCACUCUCUACUGUCACAGCCGACUCUCACAACACACAUAUGACUGUUAUAGGACUACCUCCUCUCCCUCCUUCAUUCUACCUGUCAAUGGUGACGUUUUUAGCAUGCCACAUCUCAACCGUUUAUGUUUUUAGGUCUGAUGUUUUUGUUUUCUAUCAAGGUAAUGUAAAGAUUGACCAACUUGUCAGGCAAAGACUAAAAUUUUAGCCAGGCUUUGUAUAUCGGUCUCUCUGCUUGGUAUGUUAUGUAUCCACUGAUGAAAUUGAAGAAUGUGACAGAAAACAGACGAAGCCAUAUCCAGCUGUUCCGUAAACCGAUCAUAGACUAAUACAUUGUUUUUAAAAGCAUACAGAAAUGAAUUUUUAAGAAAAACACAUCCAUUUUUUUUUCUUUCUUAUGGUUUGUUUUGAUUUACACUCAUGUCUUUUGUUGCAUUUAAAAUCACAUAACCGUUCAGACCUAAAUGAUAAAGUAGAUUGUUGUGUUCCCUAGACUGUCCAAGGGUGGGCGGGUGGAUGAGUGGGAGGGGGAUUGACAAACAGUACAAUGUUCAACCAUUUUGUGCAUACUGAUUUUUUUUUUUUUUUUUAAAUAUAACCCACUGUAUAAUAGCAAGGAUUGUAUAUAAACUGAAGAGAUGUAAAUAUUUAUGUGGCUUGCUUCAAGGUUGGUAUUACAAAAAAAGAAAAGAAAAAAAAAGAAAUAUUCACAUGGUUAAAUUCUACAUGCCCACCAGCAAGCUUUGUGGAUAGCAGUGUAAAAAUGAAAAACAAAAGACACUGCCUUAAUGUUUAAAUAAAAAGCUUAUUGCCA
Molecule: messenger RNA, 10486 nt
Organism: Sphaeramia orbicularis (orbiculate cardinalfish)
Lineage: Eukaryota; Metazoa; Chordata; Actinopteri; Kurtiformes; Apogonidae
Gene: ncor2
Product: nuclear receptor corepressor 2
Exons: 46
Coding region: 356-7603 (2415 amino acids)
Biological process (GO): negative regulation of transcription by RNA polymerase II
Cellular component (GO): chromatin
Molecular function (GO): transcription corepressor activity
Source: RefSeq, a predicted model, not a curated record